This is a messenger RNA of Darwinula stevensoni, 3001 nucleotides long. NCBI's taxonomy places the organism in Eukaryota, Metazoa, Arthropoda, Ostracoda, Podocopida, Darwinulidae. The record is from the annotation of a GenBank genome assembly.
CUCGUGUCUCUUGGUACUCCCACUGAUUGCAUUCAGCAAAUACGGUUUUGGAGAAACACUCGCAAUGAGUCGCAUCUCAGCAUGGAAAAUGGGCGACUCCGAAUUGGAGAAGAAAGUGUUGGCCUUGAUACAAGCAACUAAAGAGCUCGCAAUGGAAAUCGCACAACUGAAGGUUGACAACGAGUACCUGUGGCACGACAACGAAAACCUCAGGCGUCGGUACAAAAACCAGAAGCUCGAGAACGAAAACCUGAGGAAUCAGUGCGGAAACCUGAAGCACGACAACGAGUACCUCAAGUACCAGCUCGAGCCGAUUUUGCGGGGAAGGAACGAGGGAGGAACCCAGGGCGCGGUGUCGGCGUUGAUGAGAACGAUCCGGGAGCAAAAGAAGGACGUCCAAAGACUGAAGGUCGACCACGAGCAGAUGCGGGACGAAAAGGAAAGCCUCGAGCAUCAGUAUGAAAGCCUGGAACGGGAGAGCGGGAUCCUCAGGGAUCGGUGCGAGAAGCUGGCGAUCGACCAAGAGGACGUCCGCGAUCGUCUCCAACCCGUCGUGCCGCAAGCAGAUGAAAACAUGUUGGAGGUAAAUGUGUCUGCUUUGAUUGCACAAGCUCAGGACAACGGGAACCGCAUCGCACAACUGAAGGCUGUGAACGAAACCCUGUGGCUCGAAAACAAGUAUCAGACGCUAAAAUUCGAAAACGUGAAGCACGACUACGAAAACUUGAGGCAUCAGUGCGAAAACUUGAAUCAUGCCAACGAGCAUCUCAAGUAUAAACUACAGCAAUACCUGCUGCCAAUCAUCCCCCCAACGUGCCAAACUCUGGCAGACCUGAGACAGGAGACGGGACCGUACCUUGUAGACCCUGAUGGGAUUCUCGUCGGGGAUCCACCCAUCCAAGUGCUUUGCGACAUGGAAUAUGAUCCAGUAUCUACGAUUGUUCUGCACGAUUCGAUGGAGGUAGACACGGAGAUAGACCAUUGUGCUGAUCCUGGCUGCUUCAGUCGGAACAUCACUUACGAGGCAUCCCUGAAACAGAUGGUGGCGCUGAUCGACCGAUCGCAGUCAUGUUACCAAGAAAUAGGAUACGACUGCGUUUCGGCGGCCCUGACUACUGGAGUUACGCAUAAUGUGUGGUGGGUCGACCGCCACGGAGAGCCGCAGUUCUACUGGCAUGGGUCAGAUCCAACAGAGCGCGUGUGCAUGUGCGGGCUGUCCGAGGAUUGCAUCGACCCCGACCUUCCUUGCAACUGCGAUUCGGAAAUGCCUAAACGGGAGUCAGACUUGGGAGUGAUCACCAACACGACUGCAUUGCCCAUCACUCAAUUACGAUUCGGAGGACUACAACACCCAGAAGUAACCAAUGACAAAUAUGGACUGGAAAGUGGUCACUUGAAGUUUGAGAACACAGUAUUUGCUCUGGUAACAAAAACUAAAGAGCUCUCGAAGGACAUCACUCGAUUGAAGGUUGACAACGCACACUUCUGGAAUGACAACGAAAUUCUAAGGAAUCAGUAUGAAAAACUGAAGCAAGAAAAUGAGAACCUCAGGCAGGGCCACAAGAACCUGAAGGAUCAAAACGACAACCUCAGGCAAGACCAUGAAAAUCUCAAGCACGAGUGCGAAAAUCUCAAGCACGAGUGCGAAAACCUCAAGCGCGACAGCGUAAGCCUCAAGCAAGACAAUGAAAUCUUCGAAUCUCAGCUACGGGAAUAUCAACGUGUGAGAGACGAGGAGACAAAGCUUCAGCAGAACAACGUAGAGGGAAGACUCCUAUAUCUGGAGGCUAUCGCAUUGCAAAUUGCGCCACAAACGUGCCAAACUCUGGCAGACCUCGGGGUGACGAAGGCAGGAAACUACUUCGUGGAUCCAGACGGAAUUCUUGUCGGCGAUCCACCGAUCCAAGUAUUCUGUGACAUGGAAACAGAUCCUGUAUCCACAAUUGUUCAGCAUGAUGCAAUGAAGACAGAUGCGGAGAUCGACAAUUGCGCUGAUCCAGGCUGCUUCAGUCGAAACAUCAAAUACAACGCGUCGCUGAAGCAAAUGGUGGCAUUGAUCGAUCAAUCGCAAUCAUGCAACCAACGAAUAAAAUACGACUGCCUUUCGGCACCCCUGAGAUCUGGAGACAUACAGCAUGCAUGGUGGGUUGACCGCCACGGCAAGUCACACUAUUAUUGGGAUGGAUCAAACGCAACAGAGCACGUCUGCAAAUGCGGACUCUCAAACUCCUGCGUUGACACCAACCUACCUUGCAACUGCGAUGCAGGUGCUCCCGGACGGGGAUCCGACUCGGGAGAGAUCACCAACGCAACAGCAUUGCCCAUCACUCAGCUCCGAUUUGGAGGACUAAAGUUUCAGAAUCAAAAAGCGAAUUACACUCUGGGCGGAUUGAUCUGCAAGGGCAAACCUUCUCCUGGCAAAAGUGCCAAAGGUAAAGCUCCACAGCCGCAACAACCAUCAGGAUCCUGUUCAUCUCUGCGCCAAAGUGGAAACGGUUAUACGGGAUAUCAUUUGAUCAGGAGGAAAGAAGGGCGAUUAGAUGUAGUCUUCUGCAGAAUGGAUUUGGAAGAGACCGACCCUGAGUUUCAGAUUGAGACAGAUGCCCGUAUCGCCGAGAAAGCAGUUUACUUUGAUGCAUUUGGUAAAUCAUCAAGAGUCGGUGAAACCACUGGCCCAAUUUCAUUCGAAGGGACAGAAGUAAACAUGGGGAAUGCAAUGGAACCGAAAGGCGGGGUUUUCACGGUACCUCUGGAUGGGAUUUAUGCAUUCCAUUUUCAUUACUAUGCUCAAAACUAUACAGCCGCGAUAAAUCUGAGACUAAAUGGGGAUGCUCGAGGACAUUUGCGAUCUUCAGGAAACGACCACAAGAUUCCUGGACAGUCCAUUCUUCUUCACCUGAAGAGAGGCGACAAAGUGGAUGCGUACUUAGCAUUAGGAACAAUACAUACUGACCCGCAUCGUUAUGUACACUUUGUUGGGUAUUUGUUGUAUCCCAUGUAA